Chironomus riparius is the source of this 1861-nucleotide messenger RNA. NCBI's taxonomy places the organism in Eukaryota, Metazoa, Arthropoda, Insecta, Diptera, Chironomidae. The record is from the annotation of a GenBank genome assembly.
AAAAAAUAAAAAAUAUAUUAACCUUAAAUACAUUCUAGAAGAAUUUUAGUUCACAUCUGUUUACAAUUAAGAUUAUAAAAUUAUUCAAUCAUGGCAAUGCAUAUUCCAAAAGCUCCAGGCUUCUCUUCGAUGCUUAAAGAAGGAGCUAGAGCAUAUCAUGGAUUAGAAGAAGCAGUUUUUCGAAAUAUUACAGCAUGUAAGGAAUUUGCAGCGAGCGUUCGUUCAGCUUACGGUCCAAAUGGCAUGAAUAAAAUGAUUAUUAAUCAUAUUGAGAAGCAAUUUGUAACAUCAGAUGCCGGAACAAUUAUGAGAGAACUUGAUGUUGAACAUCCAGCUGCCAAACUAAUGAUUAUGGCAAGUCAAAUGCAAGAAUCUGAAGUUGGUGAUGGAACAAACUUUGUUGUAAUCUUAUGUGGAGCUCUUCUAGAAGCAGCCGAAGAGUUAUUGCGUUUGGGCGUUAAUGUUACAGACAUCUGCGAAGGAUAUGAAAGAGCUUUAGACAAAGUUUUGGAUAUUCUUCCAUCAUUCGUUUGCUACGAAGUUGAUGACUGUCGAAAUCUUGAAAAAGUCAAGGAAGGCAUUAAAGCCUCAAUAAUGUCAAAACAAUUCGGAAAUGAAGAUAUUCUGGUUGAUCUCAUUACCAAAGCAUGUGUUGCAAUUUUGCCUGAACAAACGACAUUCAAUGUGGAUAAUGUUCGAGUUUGUAAAAUUUUAGGAUGUGGAUUAACUGCUUCAGAAGUAGUCAACGGAAUGGUUUUUAAACGCUUUGUUGAAGGAGAUGUUGCACAUGCAGAACAAGCUAAAAUUGCUUUAUAUACAUGCCCUGUUGAUGUCACACAAACUGAAACAAAGGGGACUGUUUUGAUCAAAACUGCUGAAGAACUUAAGAACUUUAGUAAAGGCGAAGAAAAUCUUUUAGAAGAACAAAUUAAGGCGAUUGCAGAAACUGGAACUAAAGUAAUAGUUGCCGGUGGUAAAUUUGGAGAUAUGGCUCUUCAUUUCAUCAACAAAUACAACAUGAUGGCUGUUCGAUUAAAUUCUAAAUUUGAUUUACGUCGAUUAGCAAAAACUGUAAAUGGAACUGUUUUGCCAAGAUUAACUCCUCCAACUAGUGAGGAAUUAGGAUAUUGCGAUAAGGUUUUUGUCGAUGAACUUGGCGAAACAGGUGUUGUUAUUUUCCGUAAUGAAGGCAAAGACAGUAAAAUUGCUACCAUUGUUAUUCGCGGUUCUACAGACAAUUAUAUGGAUGAUAUUGAACGUGCUAUCGAUGAUGGAGUCAAUACAUUCAAAGGUCUUACACGAAAUGGAAAAUUUUUGCCUGGUGCUGGAGCUAUUGAAAUAUCAGUGGCUCAAAGCUUAUCCGAAUAUGCAGACACACUUCCAGGAUUAGAACAAUAUGCUGUAAGAAAGUUUGCCACAGCCUUAGAAUCUUUCCCAAAGGCACUUGCUGAAAAUUCCGGUGUUAAUGCAACUGAAGUUGUUCAAAAGUUGCAUUUUGCACACAAAUCUGGAGAAAAGACACAAGGAUUUGACAUCAACUCUGAACAACCAGCAACAAUUGAUGUAAAAUCAACUAGCAUUUAUGAUGCAUAUCCAACCAAAUAUUGGGGUAUCAAAUAUGCUGUAGGAGCAGCAACAACAAUCCUUCGUGUUGAUCAAAUUAUUAUGGCUAAGAGAGCAGGUGGUCCAAAGCCACGUGAUAAUCCACAAGAUCAAGAUGAUGACUAAACGUCGAUUGCUUGUAAUUCUUCUCAUUUAAUCUAACAUAAACUUAACUAAUAAUUUCACAUAGCUUUCAAAUUUGCGUUAAACAUCAUCUAAAAACUCAAUACAGCACAUCCUUUCAUGAUUUCAACUAAUG